AUGCAGGGCGAGCACGACACCACCUCGCAAUCAGAGCUUCCUCCUUCCCCUCCCUCCCCUCCCUCCCAAUCCUCCCCUUCAUCACCUCUUCACCAACACCAUGAUUUAACAACAUCUCGACCCACAUCUGCAGAUUUCAAGCCACGCUCAUACACAUCACAAGACGCGAUGGACAACCCUCGUACUGUCUCACGAGAGGGUUCAGUAUUGAGACACCCCACUCCAGACCUCCAAUCAAUCCAAGGAGCGUACGUUGGCAAUAUCGAACGUCUGGAACAAAGUGCCGAGCGACUGAGUCUAUCAUCAGACAUUGGAGAAGAGUUGCGAAAGAUGAGGGUAGAACAACGAAAGUCGCAUAGCAGACGCUCAUCGAUUUUGGAUUCACACAGUGAAGAAAGAGAGGCCGAUAUACCUUUGCACCGACAAUUCUCCUAUGAGUAUGGCUCACACGCGUCAAACUCAAUUGUGGGCACAAACAAUGUCGCUCGGAACGGUGGCUUCUCUCCCGCCGCAUACUUUGCUUCUCCCAGGGGUUCGGUGCGGUCAGGAUCAUGGUCACACCAGAAUUCAGUCAAGGAAAGAUCUCUGUCGUAUGGCCCGCGGCUUGAGCAGGUGUCUGAGCCAGAGCAGGAGGGCAAGCCACUCGACUCGCCGCUAUCCAGCCGAUUGAUACCCUUGGCGCCUCAGCCUGAGUCAUCUACAAAACCACUUCGAGUAAUAAAUGAUGGACAAUACAAUCUUAACGGUGUCGAGAUCCCACAUACGCAACCCGAGGAAUCCGAGGUGGCCGACAAUGGGCAGCAACCUCGAGCGUCCUCUGACACGUACCGGCAAUCUGCAGGUCUUUUCACGGAUUUCGAUGGCGUACACAUUGCGCCGCACUCGGAUGGUCCAAUUGAUGUAGACGAAACCACGAACCGAAGAGUAUCAAGCCAGCCAACUCCUAUCCGGCCAAUCUCCUACAUGCAGCCAACACCAGGCGAGAACAUGGUCUAUUACCCAGCUCCAGUACCCAUGAUGUUAAAUCUUCCCAAACGAUUAUCAAAGCUACCCGCAGCUCCACACCGAGACAAGCGACGCUCAGAGCUCUUGACCAGUUUACCCACAGAAGCCCGCAAAUCAGCUGCGUGGUUGCCAGAUGUGCUUGAAAGUGCGAAUGGCGAUGUACCUCCCGAGUCAGAAGACUCAGCCAUGCAUGUGAAGGAGCGCAAGCGCCGAACGAUGGCCGAAAUGCCGCCACAGCUUAGGGCUACCAUGUUCUUUGACUAUCCAUCAACUCGCCAGGAUGUUGAAGUCAAAGGGGAUUCGGCGGUCGCGACCUUGGACAGCAUCCUCGAUGCCUCUGCGUUCGCCCCUGUCAGCGCAUUUACUGACCAUCCAAUUGCCGGCCGUGUGGGCGCAGAAGUGUACGGUAAAGCUUCCGCUCAAUCAAGAGCCAGCGUCGUACCUGCAGAGAUUCGAGAUCCUGGGCAAAGGAGAAGCACCAUCAACCAUCUCACGAAGCGCAACAGUAGCUCUAACCUACUCGAAAAUACGAAGAAGCGAAACAGUAGCUUGAUGAGCUUGGGUGGUCACUUUGGCAAGAGGAAAAGCAGUGCUCAGCAGUUCGAUGAUGCACAAGAGUACCAUGAGUCUGAAGCUGCUGAUUUGCACGGUGAAGAUGCUCCUCCGCAGCGUUCCCAUGAAGGAUUUGACGGUCUGGGUGAUGAAGACACCGACUUUCAUGAUGCGAGGGAGGAGAUGCUAGAUGGGGAGGACCAGGUUGGGGAACCCGAGGAAGUAGAGGAAUAUACCGGGGCACCCACUACUCUGUUGGCUGAGCUGCAGCUCCGAAAGCUGCAGCAGAAGCAGCGCGGUCGCACAGCCGCAACGGCAUUUCCAAACGGGAUGCACUCCACUCUGUUACAGCUGGAUGCUGUGGCACAGGUCCAAAAGCAGUCAAGGAGACAGAAGCAUACAACGCUCGCAUGGGAAGAUCCUGAAGCCCAUCAUCUGGCCGCUGGGAACCAAGAUGACGAGGACGUGCCUCUAGGUGUGCUCUUUCCAGGACGCCAAAUGGACGCCAACGACAAAUCCCGCCUCUUCGACGAAGACAGACCGCUAGGUCUCAUUGCCAGACGUGACGUGGAAGAUAAUGAGCCGCUCAGCCAUCGUCGCGCACGACUUCGAGGUGAGGAUCCUGCGCCGCGGAUCACAGAACCAGAGAAGCGAAACAGCAUGUACACUCUCGACCUUCCUAAUUUCUUGGACGAGAAACCCCAACUCGAGAAUAAAGACGAAGACGAAACCCUAGCUCAACGCGUCCGACGACUGAAAGCUACAAACAUUCCUACACAGCCGGGACCAGUCAGUGGCGACUUCGCCAGCGAAAUGCUGUCGCAAUUCGGUGGCCUUUCACCCGCAGACCAACCAUCGAAAGACGAAGCCUCUGCCCCCGGCAUCGCCUCUAAAACGCCGGGCCCCGACGAGACCCUCGGCCAGCGCCGCAAACGUCUGCAACGCGAAGCCAAUAAGUCUCGCAACGUAAGCGGCGAAAGCGAUGAGUCCGUCGCCAGACCAGCAAUGACGGCCAGACACAGCAUGGCAACCAUCCUCGCGGCACACCCAGCAGCAGGCGCCAGUACGAGGCCCUUCAAUGACAUCAAGUUUGCCCCUGCCCCGAAGACUCGCAAUACGCCGUGGGCCAUGAAUCAGACGCGAAAGGCCUCGAUGGGGCCCAUGAGGGGAUUGCCUAUGGCGAGUGGACUUGGUGCUUCCAACGCAGGCUAUGCGAACGGGAUUGUUGCUGCUCCAGGAGCCAAUGGGUUUCCAAACCCAAUGAUGCAACAACCUGUCGAAGCUGUCAACCCGAGGCAAAAUGACAUGGUCGAUAGGUGGAGGCAAAGCGUGAUGCAUUAG
Letharia columbiana is the source of this 2898-nucleotide messenger RNA. RefSeq lists its product as uncharacterized. The transcript has a single exon. Bases 1 to 2898 code for a protein of 965 amino acids. NCBI's taxonomy places the organism in Eukaryota, Fungi, Ascomycota, Lecanoromycetes, Lecanorales, Parmeliaceae. The record is from RefSeq and is a predicted model, not a curated record.